AUGCCCUGGCACACGGUGGAGAUAGACCUCACUAUCAUCCAGAGGUCAGGGAAGUACUCAGAUGGUGAAUCAUCUUGGCUCGUGCAGCAGGACUGUGCUAUGAUUCUCCCUGUGGGGGUGUUGCUGGGGCUCCUGUUGCUCUCCGGACCCCAGUCCUCUCUCCAAGAAGGCACUCAGGAAAUCGAGAACAGUGAUGAGAUCCUGGAGAGAGAGUUCAUCUUCGCCCCAAAUCGGCAAAAACGAGCCGUCAUGGACCACAGCCGCUCCCAAACGGAGAAAUGUUCCUACACGUUUAUUGUCCCCGAGCAGAAAAGCACCGGGGCCAUCUGUGUGAACUCCAGGGAGCCCGAGGAAAUGCUGGGGAACCGGGUCAACAAGCAGGAGCUGGAGCUGCUGAACACCGAGCUUCAGAAGCAGCGCCGGCAGAUCGAAGCUCUGCAGCAGCUGAUACAAGUCGACGGGGGGGUGGUGAAUGAAGUCAAGCUCCUGCGCAAGGAGAGCCGCAACAUGAACUCCAGAGUGACGCAGCUCUACAUGCAGCUACUGCACGAGAUCAUCCGCAAACGAGACAACGCUCUGGAGGCGUCGCAGCUGGAGACCCGAGUGCUCAACCACACGAACCAGAUGGGAACGCUCGGCUUACGCUACAGCGACCUGGAGCACAAGUACCAGCGUCUGUCGGCCCUCGCAAACAACCAGAGCGCCCUCCUGCUGCACCUGGAGAAGCAUUGUCAGCGGGGGGGACACUCGUACGGUGUGGUGCAGGAACGGAUACGCCCCGUCUACCCACAACCCCCUGUGAUGCCUCAGCCUCCCGUACAGAUGCCUGAACUGUCUCCUGGAGGAUACAGACCCUACGAUCCUCGGAAAUUCAACCAGCACACCAUCAACCGCAUGAAUAAUGAGAUACAGAAUGACCAGAACGACCAGAAAUCUAAAGCAGUACCGCCUCCACUGCCCACGAUGACAAGCGCUGCAUACAGCUUUACAAGUGAGCCCGUUGCGGUCCUGCAAACAACGUCACGGCCGUACUACUCGGCCCCGACACAUCCGUCCCCGGCCGGACAGCGUCCGGAGCUGCGAGACUCCCCAGGGCCUCAGCUAGAAGCCUCUGCGACCUCCCCAGCCACGCUUCUCUCGCAUUCUCACGGGCGCCGGCGUUCUCCCAAAUUCGCCAGCACAUCGAACGCGGACUUCCCCCCCAGGAUACGCUACCUCCACACAUCCACAGCGCACUCAAAAUGGCGCGCGGGGACAGCAACGACUGACGAAGAACUGGAGGCCAUGCUGGAGGGAGGAAACUCGGCUGUGUUCAGUGCCGGGAUCAUGGAAUCUAAGAUCACCCAGCAGGCCCUGAAUGAAAUCGAGGCCCGUCACAAAGACAUCAUGAGGCUGGAGAGCAGCAUCAAGGAGCUCCAUGACAUGUUUGUGGAUAUUGCCAUGCUGGUGGAGAAUCAGGGGGGUAUGAUUGACAGAAUUGAGAGCAACAUGGACCAGUCGGUGGGCUUUGUAGAGAGGGCAGUGGCCGAUACCAAAAAGGCAGCCAAAUUCCAGCAGGAGGCCCGCAGGAAACAAAUGAUGAUCUUCUGCUGCUGUGUGAUUCUGGCCUUGAUACUCGGUUCAUUUGUCUACAGCUUCUUCAAAUAG
Molecule: messenger RNA, 1647 nt
Organism: Notothenia coriiceps (black rockcod)
Lineage: Eukaryota; Metazoa; Chordata; Actinopteri; Perciformes; Nototheniidae
Source: RefSeq, a predicted model, not a curated record